UAUAAUGGUGUUAAUAAUAUUGCCAUUGUCGCCAUAUUAUUAUUGUUUGAAUGAUGAUAAAUCGGCAUUAUUAUUGACAAAUCCACCGCCAUAUAAACCGUAUUAUAGAUUUCCAGAUCAAUGUCCUGAUUUGAAAAAAACAGAAAUUGAAAUUACAAAAGAAACUUUAAGUGAAGAAUAUUAUAAAUGUCAAUCUAAUCAUAUUGAACGAUGGCGAAUAACUGCUGAUCAUUAUUACACGGAAAGCGAACAAUUCUGUUGUUUUAUAUGGACAGUAUUAUCAUGUGAACAGCCAUUAUUAGCCGUAUGUAAUAGAACUUAUUCACAAUUGAAUGAUGAAGAAACGAAACGUUUAUUUCGAAAAUCUUGUGAUCAAUAUACUACCUGUGAUGAUGGAAAUAAAUCCGGUACUGAUUGGACAUUAAUUUUAACAAUUGGUGGCAUAGUUGUAACGGGUUUAAGUUUACUUGGCACUGCAACUUAUGCUAUUAAAAGAUUCAGAAGUUGGCGUAAAUAUCGAAAUAUGGAUAAAGAGGCUUUGGAUAAAUUAAAAAAUGUCAAUUCAUUUUUAAAUGAACGAAUCGAAACAGAAUAUUCGAAACUUACAACAGAGGCUGAUGCACGAGAAAGUGUUGCUAAUCUGGAUGGUAGUGGUGGUGGUAGAUGGCAAUUCAUUAAAAAUUUGGAUAAAUUAGGUGUCGGAAAAUUCUUUCGGAAUAUGAAGUUGAAAAAACAAGCUAGAACAAAUGUUUAUAAGGAUUUAGAUGAACGACCAAAAGAAUUUUGGCAAUCAUUUUUUGAUGCUAAUAACAUUAACGAAAUUCCAAUCGAAGAUGAUAGAAAAUCACAAUUGUCAACAGGACAAUUGUCUGAUAGCGGCGUCGAAGCCGAACCAGGACGAUUGAGUAAAUUUUUUCAAUCCUUCAAUUUUUGGAAAAAGACACCAGAUUUAACCGGAUUAAAGGAUGUGGCGAGUGAAACGGGACAAGGUCUGAAUGAAACUUUGGAAAACUUAGCAGAAACAACUGCUGAUGGUUUGAAAAGUGCUGCCGAUAUCGCAUUACCAGUUCUUACUGAGGGCACAAAAGCUACGGCACAAACAACAUGGUGGAUGACAAAAUUUUUGGCUAAAGUUGGAUUUGAAACUGGUAAACUUGGAUUGAAUGUUACUAGAGCUGUAGUAUCACCACUUUCUGAGGUCGCUACUGAUGUCCUUUCGGAUACAGUACAAGCUCUCGAUGCAGUUGCACCGCAAAUUGGUGAAGCAGCAAACAUAGCUGCUGAAGGUACGUUAGAAGGUAUCAAGAAAACAACACCGCUUGUGGCUACUCUAGCCGGAUCAGCCGUUUCUGGUGCGGCAAAAUCAACAUGGUGGGUGGCAAGAUUGUUGGGCAAAGGUAGCUAUGAAGCUGGUAAAUCUGUUAUAUACGGGCUUUCAAAAGGUGUUGCCAUUGGUGCAAAAAGUGCAUAUCAACAUAUGACUAGUAAUGGUAGUGUUAAUAAUGGUGGUGGUGUUAAUAAUAAUGUUAUUAAUGCCAAUAAUAAUAAUAACCGACCAAAUUUACCAAGCAAUUUUAAUUAUCCAUCUCGUGCACCACCAGCACCAUCUCCACAAAGAAGUAAUGAAAUUCGACAAAUUGUUCCUGUUCCUGUUCCUGGUGGUGGUAGUGAUCCUAAUCGAACAUUACGAUAUCUUCCUCAUGGUGGUGGUGGUGGUGGUAUUAGACCAAGUAUUAAUCAACAACAUAGAGAAAUUGUUAGAAUACUACCUCGUCCUGAUCUUCCUGAUAUUGAUGAUUUAUUUAAAUAAUAAAGAUGAAGAAGUAUA
Dermatophagoides farinae (American house dust mite) is the source of this 1828-nucleotide messenger RNA. RefSeq lists its product as uncharacterized. NCBI's taxonomy places the organism in Eukaryota, Metazoa, Arthropoda, Arachnida, Sarcoptiformes, Pyroglyphidae. The record is from RefSeq and is a predicted model, not a curated record.